AUGACCAAUCAAACCAACUCCUUAAAUUCAACGAUCGUCAAUCAGGCCAAAGCUAACACUGGUAAUAGCAAUCGACCACCUGGGUGUUUUUCGUGUAUAAUUGAGGAUAACAGUCCACUUGUUCAUUAUGAGGGUGUCUGGGUGCUGAGCGGCUCACAAUUCUCAACAACGCACAGUACAACUGUUGCGAAUUCUUCCGUUUCACUCCGUUUUAACGGAAGUGGUAUUGUUUUGUUUGGUACGGUUCCAGCAAGCAACGAGACUACCCCACCCCCUACAGCCGUUUAUCUUCUCGAUGAUUUACGACCCUUUUCAACAACCCUUCCUCGUGCCGUCAAAGACAUCCCCAAUCAACCGCUCUUCGCAUCGUCGCAGCCUCUUUCAUCAACGCAAGAGCAUGUCUUAGUUGUCAAUGUCAAAGAUGCCCAGACGCCUUUCACCGUAGAAAAAUUCUUCGUUGUACCGAGAAUUAAUACAUCGAAGAAUAUGAUGGUGGGGCAGGUGACAACGGACGGUGUGGAGACUCGAACUUCCACCUCCACCAAGUCUUCGGCGACAUUGCAAAGCUUUCAGACUUCCCAGGCGGCCUCUCAAUCCUCUCAAAACUCCCACAAAAUUCUUGGAGGGGUGUUGGGCAGUGUCUUCUUUCUUCUUAUAAUUGCGGUCAUUGCGGUUCUUGCUGUCUGGCGGAAACGGCGAGCUGCAAGGCACGUCAUCGUUGAAUGUCCAGCUGCAGCCAAGGCCCGUCCAGAGUCUAUCUUACGGAAUGAGAGCGCUCUUUGGUCUCCGCCUCCCAGAAGCCAGUAUUCACGAAGCGACGGCAGAAAUUACUCGCGAAGUGCCAGUGAUGGAAGGUCGAUUGUUGAUGGUGUUCCUCCUCCGCUCCCACCAAAACCCAUUCCUUCAUCUGCUUCAUAA
Molecule: messenger RNA, 918 nt
Organism: Psilocybe cubensis
Lineage: Eukaryota; Fungi; Basidiomycota; Agaricomycetes; Agaricales; Agrocybaceae
Exons: 3
Coding region: 1-918 (305 amino acids)
Source: RefSeq, a predicted model, not a curated record